Molecule: messenger RNA, 2088 nt
Organism: Rhizoctonia solani
Lineage: Eukaryota; Fungi; Basidiomycota; Agaricomycetes; Cantharellales; Ceratobasidiaceae
Exons: 10
Coding region: 1-2088 (695 amino acids)
Biological process (GO): protein phosphorylation; chromosome segregation
Cellular component (GO): cytoplasm; centrosome; nucleus
Molecular function (GO): protein kinase activity; ATP binding
Source: RefSeq, a predicted model, not a curated record
AUGAGCUCCGUACUGGAUGACUAUGAGGCCGGAGAAGUAAUUGGGAACGGCUCCUUUGGGUUGAUCAGGAAAGUCCGAAGAAAGGCUGAUGGCGCACUGUUUGCAAGAAAAGAGCUUAAUUUUGAGCGGAUGACGGAGCGGGACAGGAAACAGAUCGUCGCAGAAGUCAAUAUAUUAAAAGACUUGAAGCACGACCACAUCGUGCGAUAUCACGACCGGUAUGUCGAUCGGGAUAAUGGGAUAUUGUAUAUUUUAAUGGAGUACUGCGGCGGAGGUGACCUGUCUGGAGCUAUAAAACAAAUGAGACGGCAAAAUAAGCACAUAACGGAGGACACAGUCUGGUCUUAUUUUGCGCAAAUUCUUCUUGCAUUGCAUCAUUGCCACUUUCCCAACUCCAAGGCAUCGACAGAGGGCUCUAACCUCGUUCCACCCAGACCAACGCAACAAAUUCUUCAUCGCGACCUGAAGCCUGAAAACGUCUUCCUAGACUUGGAGGGGUACGUCAAACUGGGAGAUUUCGGUCUGGCAAAACAGAUAGGAUAUGCUACGUUCACGCAGACCUACGUUGGGACACCCUAUUAUAUGUCUCCAGAACUAAUUAAUGAGAAACAAUACGAUACCAAAUCAGAUAUUUGGAGUCUGGGUUGUCUGAUUUACGAACUGUGUGCUCAAAACCCACCUUUCCAUGAGGCAAAGACACAUCAAGAACUCGCACUUUCAAUACGACAAGGCCGAAUACCACCACUUCCUCGCGUUUAUUCGUCGGCUCUCAGCAACGUUAUCAAAUCGAUGCUGAAUCCUGCCAUGCGGCCCUCGGCACAGCAACUACUCCAGCACGAAAGGAUCGAAUUUGCCUGUAAAAUGACUGAGGCACAAAAGCUAGCCACUGGCCUGCGUAUCCGUAAAACGGCUAUCAUGAAUAAAGAGCGAGAAGUAGCGGAACGGGAAACUGCGUUAUUACUGAGGGAAGCCGCUAUCAAUAGCGUGGACCGUGGUAAUUUCGAUGCAGAAUGUGCUGCUUUCAAAGCUGCACAAAUUGCGUUUGCGUCAGAACGAGUCGUCUUUAUGGAAGAACGUAACGCGUUCAACAUUGAGCGCGCCACACUGGGAGCUGAGCAGUUGGCAUUAAGCAACGAACGUGCAGCCUUCACAGCCGAAAUAGGUGCUUUCAAUGCCGAAAAGGUACUAUUCGAAUCUCAACGUGCAACACUAGAGCAAGAGCGUGAGGCGUUUGCGAAAGAAAGAGAUGUGUUUGCUCAGGAAGUGCAGAAUGUACGAAAGGCUUUUGCAGCUCAGGUUGAUGAGAUGAGAGCAGAGAAAGAACGACUGGAUGCCAGGAAAGAGGCGGCGGCGGCAGUGGUUGAAAUGAGGACGAAGAAGCCACUGGAGGAACAAAAGAACGCUCCAGGGAUGCCACCUCUCAUGAAAUACAUGUCAUACGACGAGACGCCCAGUCGACCAACCCAGAAGGCCAAUGGAUUCGUGUCCAAAAACUACCAAACACCCAUCGGCAGGCGACUUGCUUCGAGGAGCAUGACGAACCUGGGUUCUGCUAUGCGAGGUGUCGUGCUUACUGACUCUGGGGAACAAAUCCCAACGCCAACUCGAGGGGGGGCUGUACCAUCCUCAUCUGAUAUUACGAUAGAUGAACGCCCGACUAGUGCGCCUAUACCAGCUCCGCAACCAGCUGAAUCGAUAGAACCCGCUCCCUUGGAACGUUCAUUAUCUGAAGGCGAUCCUCCAAAGAGGCUCGCGCGCCGAUCAACAGUAGGACCCGCCGGUCGACCUAUAGGCGCACCCGCUACAACAAUUCAAACCUCGGGGUGGGAUGCGCCGCCGCCAGUUUACGACCCCAAUGAUGAGGAAAAUCUGCCGAGCCCAUUCCUUAAGAGGGGAAAGACUGAAAUCGUAAAGGGGAAGAAGGUACCAGGCCUACUGCAACUCGCUACUGGAAACGCUGCGAAGGCCGGAACGACGACAACGCGAACGGGUGUUUCAAGUAGUCUCAGAGCUGGUACCAAAGCCUCUCUAAUGCGAGCGGUUAAAGCAUCUGAGAGCGUAACAAAGACGCUAUCAUCCAAACGAUAG